UUUUUGAGCAGGAAGACCUCUGGGCUCAAAGUCUGUCUGUUGCUUACUGGGGUGACUCGCCAAUGGAAAAUUGUGAUUUUUUGUAUGUUUACAACUUGGUUCAAGAUUACCUGAAAUAUGUUUGCCUGGGAUCCGAGUCCGGAGCAGCCCCCAGCCGAGUCAGCUAGUGUCUUCACUUAAAAGUCGCGAUGUUCGCCUCCAAGGGGGGAGUGGAAGAAAAUUUGAAACCAUAUCUGGACAAACUUGAGAUUUGUUCCCCAGAGGCAGCCAACAGAAUCUUUGUUCGUGCAAUGGCCGAUGAAUUUGCUGAUGGACACACCAACUGGGGACGGAUCUUGACCAUAUUCUUGUUUGGAGGAAUUUUAGCCAGGAAGCUUCAAGACCACGGAGUUCUCAUGACGGUGGAAAACCUGAAGCAGGUUUCUCACUUCAUCACAGACUAUAUUGUUGACAACCAAGCCAAGUGGAUUGUCGAAAACGGAGGAUGGGACAACGGCUUUGUACCGAAAUUUGAGGACAAACGUCCUUGGCUGUCUUUACACUGGAUGAAGACCAAAAUCCUGGCGGUUUUCUCAUACAUCAGUCAAUAUUACUGACAAAUUUGGUCAAUGUUUCCAGCAGGCACAAGAUGUGACCACCAGAUAUGCCCUGGCAGCUGUUUUGUGUACCAGAAAACUGGAAAUGCUCUAUUAGGGAUUUGAAAUCUUAUUUAUGUUAUUUAUUUUGGGGGGGGGGGGGAUGUAUUGUUUUGUAACUAUGUUUGGUUUUACCAUCAGCAGCUUUGAGAUCACAAUUCAAAAAGGUUUUUCUGUGUUGCCUGGCAUGUUAACUCUUUUUAAAACAAAAAAAACUGUACUGUCCGGAAAACCUCUUUUUGUUUGUAAUUCUAAAUGUUUGUCAAAGGCUGAAUGUGGUUGUUUUUGCAAAAAAACAAAAAACCCAACUUCCAACACGUCACAGUGCUGUCUGAAUUUUGAUUAAGAAAGGUGC
Molecule: messenger RNA, 990 nt
Organism: Sphaerodactylus townsendi
Lineage: Eukaryota; Metazoa; Chordata; Lepidosauria; Squamata; Sphaerodactylidae
Gene: BCL2A1
Product: BCL2 related protein A1
Biological process (GO): intrinsic apoptotic signaling pathway in response to DNA damage; positive regulation of apoptotic process; negative regulation of apoptotic process
Cellular component (GO): mitochondrial outer membrane
Molecular function (GO): protein homodimerization activity; channel activity; protein heterodimerization activity
Source: RefSeq, a predicted model, not a curated record